AUGUCCAAACCUUCAGACCACAUCAAGCGACCCAUGAACGCCUUCAUGGUAUGGUCCCGAGGCCAGCGGCGCAAGAUGGCCCAGGAAAACCCCAAGAUGCACAACUCAGAGAUCAGCAAACGCCUAGGCGCCGAAUGGAAGCUUCUGUCCGAGGCAGAGAAGCGGCCGUACAUCGACGAGGCCAAGAGGCUACGGGCCCAGCACAUGAAGGAGCACCCUGACUACAAGUACCGGCCGCGGCGCAAGCCCAAGAACCUGCUCAAGAAGGACAGGUAUGUCUUCCCCCUGCCCUACCUGGGCGACACGGACCCGCUCAAGGCGGCCGGCCUGCCCGUGGGGGCCUCCGACGGCCUCCUGAGCGCGCCCGAGAAAGCUCGGGCCUUCUUGCCGCCCGCUUCGGCGCCCUACUCCCUGCUGGACCCCGCGCAGUUUAGCUCGAGCGCCAUCCAGAAGAUGGGUGAAGUGCCCCACACCUUGGCCACCGGCGCGCUGCCCUACGCAUCCACCCUGGGCUACCAGAACGGCGCCUUCGGCAGCCUCAGCUGCCCCAGCCAGCACACGCACACGCACCCGUCCCCCACCAACCCGGGCUACGUCGUGCCCUGUAACUGUACCGCCUGGUCUGCCUCCACCCUGCAGCCCCCCGUCGCCUACAUCCUCUUCCCGGGCAUGACCAAGACUGGCAUAGACCCUUAUUCGUCAGCCCACGCCACAGCCAUGUAA
Camelus dromedarius (Arabian camel) is the source of this 723-nucleotide messenger RNA. RefSeq names its product SRY-box transcription factor 14 (gene SOX14). The record is from RefSeq and is a predicted model, not a curated record. Bases 1 to 723 code for a protein of 240 amino acids. The transcript has a single exon. Lineage: Eukaryota; Metazoa; Chordata; Mammalia; Artiodactyla; Camelidae. Gene Ontology annotation, biological process: anatomical structure morphogenesis; cell differentiation; regulation of DNA-templated transcription. Gene Ontology annotation, molecular function: RNA polymerase II cis-regulatory region sequence-specific DNA binding; DNA-binding transcription factor activity, RNA polymerase II-specific.